Messenger RNA from Syngnathoides biaculeatus (alligator pipefish), 1803 nucleotides. It is a transcript of the gene haus2, whose product is annotated as HAUS augmin like complex subunit 2. The record is from RefSeq and is a predicted model, not a curated record. NCBI's taxonomy places the organism in Eukaryota, Metazoa, Chordata, Actinopteri, Syngnathiformes, Syngnathidae. The coding region runs from base 1070 to 1690 and encodes 206 amino acids. Gene Ontology annotation, biological process: microtubule nucleation; centrosome cycle; spindle assembly. Gene Ontology annotation, cellular component: mitotic spindle microtubule; HAUS complex; centrosome. The transcript is spliced from 9 exons.
UCGUACUUUAUACUUUUACUUGAGUAUUUAUAUGAAGAAGGCUCGAUACUUUUACUCGGUUGCAAUGGUCAACAUGCAGUUCGUGACUUUUUUCUUCCAGUAUUUUUCCACCUCGUCUUGCAGUUAGGGCCAAUCAAUCGAGUGAAAACUGAACCCGCUGCCGACGUCAGGCGUUUGUAUAAUAUUUCUGCGAGGGGCACUGCGGCCGUAAAGCGUUGGGCUCACGGUUCCCCGAGGAGCCGGGUUCGAUGCCGGUCCGCCCGUGUGGAGUUUGCACGUUCUCCGGGUGGCCACUCACUCCGGUUUCCUCCCACAUCCCUAAAACGUGCGACAUUAAUCGGACACUCUAAAUGAUUUCAUGUUCCCUUGUGAUUGGCCGGCGACCAGUUGAGGGUGUACACCGGCUCCUGCCCGAUGACAAUUGGGAUAGGCUUCAAGCACUCCCGCCACCCUCGUGAGGAUAAGCAGCUAAGAAACUGGAUCGAUGGACGGAUGUUUCUGUGAUGUUGUUGCUGCAGUUCAAAAUCAAAACGGUGGAACGUAUGUGUCGACUCCCAUAUAUGCAUAUUUUUAUUUUAGUUGAUGCUCGUAUUCGGAAGUUACACAAGUUACCCUCUGCUUGAGUAGUAUUUUUUCAUUGAGUAGCUCACGCGAGUGCAUAUUUGGAAGACCCUUAUUUGAGUACAGUAUUUAGCUCAUGUGGCCCCCCAUCCAAUGAUUCAGGAUUUGAAUUUCAAUAGUCAAAAAUUCGUCCACGUCGUCAAGUGAGCUUUGCGAUGUGACGUCAUUCCCAUGUAGUUUCCACGGCGUCCUUUAGUUUCGGCGGCGCUGUGGAGCAACUCCAGCUGCUGCAGCCACUUGAAACGCGAAGAAGAGAACACAAACCGUCUGGCGCGUUGGGUUUUUCCUUGAAAUGGUUGCGAGCUCGGAACCAAGUCUGCUGUUUUCAUGGAGGAUGGCGCCAGCCGGUUUUCUGCGUACAAAGAUCAGGGACGACCACCGGCUCCACAACAUGUCCUUGUCUGAUGAGCAAAUGGGCAACACAUUCUCCGUUGAUUAAACGUAUCAGAUGCACGAGUGGACCACAUCUCCCUUGCCCGUGACGCCAUCGGGCGGCCUGCUGUCCGCGUUGGUGUCGAGCGGUGCCGUGUCUCAGGAGGAAUUGGAACACGCGUCCUCAUCCCAGCGAGCCGUCUUCUCCCCUCGCCUGCACGAAGCCGAGCGACGACUCAGAACGCGGGAGGAGCUGCAGCAGCUGCAGCUGGAGGCGGCGCUGCUGCACGAGGAGAAGAAAAGCGCCGACGUCACGCGUGCGGUCCGCCUCGCCCCCAGGUUGCAGGCGCUGCAGACCUUCAACUCUCACCUGGAGGACGUCUUGAGGAACCACAAAGUUCUGGCCCGGCGACUGGCCAGGCCGCGGAGCCGCGCCGACCUGCCCGUCCCGGCCCACCUGCGCCGCUCCGUGGUGGAAGUCCUCCGCGACGUCACCGACUUUGUGGACACUUUGGACGACAAGAGAGGCGUCGUCGCCAGCGGCGCCGACAUCCAACGGCGCCGCCUGGAUCAGCUGAACGCGGACGUCGAGCAGCUCUCUGCGCAGGCCUCCGAAGCGGAGACGUGGGCCAAUCAGCUUCUCCGACGGAAGGAGGCGCGCCACGGGUCGUCCUCAUGUCGCUCCAGCUGCCUUUAGCGUUCCAAGCGGCGGAGAGACCCUCAUGGCGUUGUCACCAUGCACCAGAGGUGUCUGUGACGUGGCUGCCAUUUUUUUUUAUUCCCGUAAUAAAUGCUGCGGUUUCUGUCAUA